Molecule: messenger RNA, 1260 nt
Organism: Mytilus californianus (California mussel)
Lineage: Eukaryota; Metazoa; Mollusca; Bivalvia; Mytilida; Mytilidae
Product: probable Bax inhibitor 1
Exons: 8
Coding region: 182-892 (236 amino acids)
Biological process (GO): negative regulation of RNA splicing; negative regulation of apoptotic signaling pathway; negative regulation of endoribonuclease activity
Cellular component (GO): mitochondrial membrane
Molecular function (GO): enzyme binding
Source: RefSeq, a predicted model, not a curated record
AUUAUUAUCGAAUAAAAAAAACAGCCUAGCAAACGUUUUCAUCAAUUCUGAAGACAUAUAUUUUUGCAGGUGCAUUUAAAUGUUGUAAGCGGUUACAAAUAAUUUGCAGUGAUAGAAGCAAUAUUAUUAACCGACAUCUUGAAAUUGGAAAUCUCAGACGUCAUAAACUUGAAAAGACAAUAUGACAAGCACAAGAAGAAGAAACGAUGAAUUUUUACCACCAGCUCUUUUUAAAUUUGACCAUUUAGAAAGAAGUGUACAGGAGCACUUGAAGAAAGUUUAUGGAACUCUGUCUAUAUCCAUGAUAGCUGCUGGUGUAGGUGCCUAUGUCCACCUGUUCACUGGUCUUAUGAGGGCCAGUUUCAUCACCUCAUUAGCCUCUAUUGGAUUAAUGAUAUGGUUGGCACUCACACAUCACUCAAAAGAGACACAGAUGAAAAGAAUGGCCAUCUUUACAGGUUUCACUUUCUUCAGUGGAAUGUCACUUGGUCCAGUCAUGGAUUGGGUUAUAGACAUUGAUCCAAGCAUAAUAUCAACAGCUUUUAUGGCCACAACGGUGAUUUUUGUCAGCUUUUCCUUGGCUGCAUUGUACAACACAGACAGAACCUUUUUAUACAUGGGUGGGUUUUUGAUGUCUGGACUAAGUUGGUUGAUGCUGUUGGGAUUGAUGAACAUUUUCUUCCAGUCUCAGAUGAUUUGGGAUUUGUACCUCCAUGUUGGAUUAUUGAUUUUCUGUGCCUUUGUCCUGUAUGACACGCAACUUAUCAUUGAGAGAAAACGCAAUGGAGAUGAUGACUUUAUCUGGCAUAGUGUGGAUUUGUUCCUGGACUUCAUCAACAUCUUCCGUAAACUGAUGAUCAUCUUAGGCAAAAAAGAAAAGAAGAAGGAGUAAAGAAAAAGAAUCAGAUAAAUGGACAGAAUUAAAGAACUUUAUUUUCUCAAUGACUUCUGGCAUCUUUAUCUGAAAGAUGGAGAGAAAAAUAUAAAUAAAAUUGAAUUUAACUAUUAAACUUCUUACUGAUUUCCUAUGUUGUGAUACUUUGCUUAUUUUGUAGAUCUAAGAUUCUGUCAAAGUUACUUAUUGGUUAUUUUUUGAGAAUUUUAAUUUACCUAGAAAGAAACAUAACAUUUAACUUACUUCAUCUAGCAAAGCAAUAUACAAAAAUUUGUAUCUGCAAAAUAUUAAAACCCCGAAAUCAAGACUUUUUUUACAUCAGUAGGCACAAGUUAAAUGACUCUAACAGUGCUAAGAAAAUUUUU